Teleopsis dalmanni is the source of this 308-nucleotide messenger RNA. RefSeq names its product T-complex protein 1 subunit epsilon-like. NCBI's taxonomy places the organism in Eukaryota, Metazoa, Arthropoda, Insecta, Diptera, Diopsidae. The transcript has 3 exons. The coding region runs from base 120 to 308 and encodes 62 amino acids. The record is from RefSeq and is a predicted model, not a curated record.
GUGGAAUUUUGUAGUAAAACAUUAUUUGUCUGUGGCGUAAGUUUGUUCGUGAUCUAAGCAAAGGUGGAUAUUAAUCUGUGUGAAUCCUGUAAUCUAUUGAAAAUCGCGAGUUUUGAAAAAUGAACGCCUUCCCAGGUACUUUUGCUUUUGAUGAAUAUGGUCGGCCUUUUAUUAUAUUGCGGGACCAGGAGCAACAAAAACGGAUUACAGGCACAGAAGCUAUUAAGAGCCACAUCUUAGCUGCCCGCCAAAUUGCUUCCACCAUAAAAACUUCUUUGGGUCCCAAAGGUUUUGAUUUAGGUGAUUAA